GCCUUCAACAAACACCGCGUGCGGAGUUUUCGACACCGCCCCCACCCGCCGUGGACUGCCUCCACUUCCGGCAGGAGCAACCUUCUGGACACCAGCACCCGUGAUGGCGGAGGGGGCGGAGGAGGGCGUUGGGGAGGAAGAGGCAGGAAGUAGGGAUAAGCUCCUUCCGGCGGCGGAGUCGCAGCCACCGGAACCCAAGACUCCGAAAGCCCUCCGGCAGGAAGCUCAACGGAAGUGGGAGAAGCACGUGAUUUGCCUGGCUCUCGGAGUGACGAAGACCAACUACGUAGCAGGAAGGAAGGGGAACCGGAGCCGGGGCGGGCGCCUGGCUCGGCUACUGAACAGAGGUGGCGGGGGGGGUAACGGAUCCGGGCCGAGGCCCCAGCCGGGCUCCAGAAAGAUGUUACCAACCACGUCAGUGAAUUCCCGAUUACAGGGGAAUGGUGCCUUGAAUUCCAGGGAUGCAGCAAGGCACACUGCUGGAGCAAAACGCUACAAGUAUCUUCGGAGGCUCUUCCGAUUCAGGCAGAUGGACUUUGAGUUUGCCGCCUGGCAGAUGCUCUAUCUUUUCACUUCCCCACAAAGAGUUUACAGAAACUUCCAUUACCGAAAACAAACAAAGGAUCAGUGGGCACGAGAUGAUCCUGCAUUCUUGGUGUUGCUGAGUAUCUGGCUCUGUGUGUCCACUAUAGGAUUUGGAUUUGUCCUGGAUAUGGGAUUUUUUGAAACCAUGAAGCUUCUCCUUUGGGUUGUAUUUAUAGACUGUGUGGGUGUUGGCCUUUUAAUAUCAACUCUGAUGUGGUUUAUCUCUAACAAGUACUUAGUGAAGCGACAGAGCAGGGACUAUGAUGUAGAAUGGGGAUAUGCCUUUGACGUUCAUUUGAAUGCUUUCUAUCCACUACUAGUCAUUUUGCAUUUUAUCCAGCUUUUUUUCAUUAACUAUGUUAUCAUGACAGAUACAUUUAUUGGCUACUUUGUCGGAAAUACAUUAUGGUUGAUUGCAGUUGGUUAUUAUAUCUAUGUAACAUUCCUAGGAUACAGUGCACUGCCGUUUUUGAAAAACACGGUGAUUCUUUUGUAUCCCUUUGCACCUCUCAUUCUGCUCUACGGAUUGUCGUUAGCACUGGGAUGGAACUUCACUCACACACUGUGCUCUUUCUACAAGUAUAGAGUGAAAUAAAAAAUGUAACUACUAGCUGUCAACAGUAUUGUUAAGGUGGCUGAGUUUUCUUGUAAAAAGUGUAAAUAAAUUUUAAUUGUAGAUAUCUUUAAAAAUGUAAAAUUUUUGUGAAUUUUUGGAAAUAUUUACAACUUCAUGUUGAUUUCACAGUACAUUCUUUAAAACCAUGAAAUGUACAUUUGUGUAAUAAAUAUUUUUAAACCAAAGCGUAAGCCUUUUCAGUUUUGACUAAGCAGUAAUUUUAAGUGGUUUUUUUUUUUGGAAGCAUUUUGAUUUUUACCCUUGCUUAACAGUAAUCUCCAUACUUCAGAAUUUCAAGGAUCCUUAAUUUUAUUGGUGAUCUCUAUCACAGAGUGCACAACUCUGCCUUAAUAGGCACUGGGAUCAAAAUCUUUUAAUAACCUAGUGGCUUAACCCUUGGUUUUGAGCCUUAUAAAUGUAGCGAUCUAGACCAGCCCAUGAGAAACAUUAUUUUACUUGUUUACUUCAAGUCUUUUUAGCUUAAGAAAGGCAGGUUAAGACUUGCCAGAACUUGUACUCUGCUGGUCUGGCCUUCCAGGACCCGGUUACCAGCUACGAGGCAUUAAAAUAGGCACAUAGGUGUCAUUAUCAGUAGAAGCCAAAUAUUAUUUCAUUAGGAGUUGGUGCUUUCUAACGAAUGCAGCUAAGCCCAGUAACACUUAACCAACAGCUUUGAAAUGGUCCUCCUAGCUCUGGCAGUUUGGGUGAUAUUUCAGAUCAUUUUUUUGUAUACCAGGGUAAAAUACCUACCUUGAAUACUUUAGAAUGUUUAAAUUUUAAAAGUAUUGAUUGUCAUAGCAAUAAUUCAUUAUUCUUUUUUCUGUCUAGUAAGGUGGUUAAUUCAUUUCAGCAAGGUAAUCAGCUUUUUUAAAGUCAAGAAGCCUUUUCCAAGCUCUGCCACUUACCAUGUGACCUUGGGCAAGUUAUUUAACCUCUGUGCCUCAGCUUUCUCUUCUGUAAAAUAAGAGGGUUGAACUUCUUUGAGGAAUCGUGAAGAAUAGGAAACGUACAUGGGAAAUGAGGACAGGUAAAUGUCUUGAUUUUCAAAAGGGGAACAAAAGUAGAUUCUUCAAAGUAUUUGGUGAUGAACAUGAAUUUGAUUCCUGGUAAAAUUCUCAGAUAACUUACUGUCAAAGAAUGGUUAGUAAGCACAUUACAGAAGGGGGUAAUCAUUAUGAGGCAGCAUUAUUUCAUUAACUGCAUAUGCUGCUAGACUCUUUUGCCGGUAUUACUAGACCGAUAGGUCAGAGUAAGAAAUGGUGUUGUAAUAUCUGAAUUUUAGCCAUUUUUUUCCUUAACAAAGUCCCACAUGGACAGUAUACUUGUGGACAAGAUGGAGAGAUAUGGGCAAUAGCUGAUAAUUGUGCACUAGCAGGACACAAUUUAGAGCUUAAUUGGAAAAACUGACCCAAACAGUAGUCAAACUGUAAUGAAUUCAUUGUCAUCCUGGCUGGAGGUCUCUAGUAUAGUCAUAGGGAUUUGUGUGUUUAGUAUUUUUAUCAGUGUUUUCAAUAAACAUCAAGUGUCUACUAUUUGCAAGGUAGGAUAGAGACUAGGAAUACAAAAAAGAUCAUAGAUUUAAGAGUUGGAAGGGACCUUUCAAGACCAUGGAGUCUAACAGACUUCAAUUGACAGAUGAGGAAAACAGGCUCAGCAAGAUCAAGUGGCUUGCCCUUGGCUAUAGAGUUAGUCAGGGUCUGAGGUGGGAUUUAAAAACGAGGUUUUCCAUGCUUUCAUCGUCCCCAUUCUAAAGGAGUUCAGAAAUAUACAAAGCAGUUGGAGCUAAGAGCAAAGAAUGGAUUUUAACAAAGUAAUCUUGGAAAAUUUAAGGAAGGAAAGAACAUUUGGUGGCAUACAUAUCAAAUACACAAACAACACAAAACUAGGAGGCACAGCCAAUGUGUCGGAAGACAGAAUUGGGUUCCAAAAACAUUGCCUUUUUUUGUUUUCCUACAAAGCAGCUGUUACCCAAAUUCACAUUCCCUCCUACCUCUUGCUUGGACUAUUGUUACAAGGUCUUCCUGCCACCAUUCUCUCUAAUUUAUCUCGACCUGCACAAAUAUCUAAGGCACAGAACUGAUCAUGUCAUUUCCCUGCUCAAAAACUUUUAGUGGUGCUCUAUCAUCUCUAGAAUAAAAUGCAAACUCCUUAGCCUGGAGUUCAGAGCCUAUCAGAGUCUUGCUUCCGUCUAGCUGUUCCACACUACUUGCCGUUCAUGUACUUAUAUGAACCAGCCAAAGGGGAUUACUCACUGUUCUCCAAUUUAGCAUAUAAUUUCCUACCAAUGUAUAUUAGUAUAGGUUGUUCCUCCUUCCUCAUCUCAAGGAGCAGUUCAGGCACCCCCUCCCGAGGCUAUGCCUAGUACCCCCACAUUUUACUUCUCUCUCACCUCCAAUUGCUUAGAGCUUUGCGGCUGACUUCUCUUUUGACACCCUCAUUUCCUAUUGUUAGGAUUAACCUCUUGGAAGGAAAGGAUGAAUUGGUUUUUAUUUAUAUCCCUAGUACUUAGCAUUGUGCCUUGUAAAUGGCUAGUUACUAUUUGGGUUGACUUGAAUAUUAACAAAUCGAACAGUUGAGUUUUUAAAAAUCAAUUCUAGGAUAAAGAUGUGGCUAGACAGUGACUCCUGAGAAAAAGACUGGGGAUUUUGGUGAACUACUCAAUAGGAGUUAAUUGUUCUUUGGCAGCCAAAACAACUAAUGCAUUUUUAGCUCCUUUUAUUUAAUAGAUAUGUACUGUCUGGAAUUUGGGGAAGAGAGAGAGAAGUAUGGAUGGGAUUAAUAAUUAAAAUAGGGAUUGGAUUUGUGGUCUUGGUGUCUUCUAGUUCUGAAUCUGUGAUUCUUGCUGUCAGACCACUUACUGAGGAUGGUAACUAGAUAUGGAUACAACAUUUUAGAAAGGACUUUUAUAUGCUAUAGUGCAUGUUGGAAGGAGUGGAGACUGCUGUGGGAGAACUGAAGGAACCUAUGGUGUUUAACCUGGAACAGAGAAAAUUCAAUGGGGGACAUGAUGGCCAUUUUCACAUCAGGUCAAAAGGACCUGUCAUCUAGUAUAACCCUAACCAAAUCCAGAAUCCUAGCUACAUCUACCUCAUUUUAUACACUGCAUUUAAUUAAUGAAUUUUAUGAUUACAUUAUCUGUUUUGGGCUCCAUAUCUCUAUUUGUAGCCUACUAAAACCCUCCAGGUCUUUAUUUGACAUGUUAUAUGUGUUAUAUCUGAUUCUGCUUAUGGGCAAAACUGUUAACUUCCACCAGUAAUGGCCAUCAUCAAGUCAUCUGGUUCAGGAUUGAAUGACCUGGAAGUUCAGAUGGAAUAUGAUUUCUGAAAUGAGAAUAGACAAAAAAUAUGUGUAACCUAUUGAAAUGGAAACAGGCUUCAGGAGCAACAGGACUAGAGAUUAUAGAGAACAUAAAUUCAUUUACCAUAUAUGAGCAGUGAGGUAGAGAAUGGUAAGAGUGCUAGGCUCAGAGUCAGGAAAACCUGCCUUCACAUCCUUCCUCAGACCCUUAGUAGUUUUGUGACCUUGGGCAAGACACUUAACCUCAGUUUACUCAGCUGCAAAAUGGGGAUAAUCAAACCUUCUUUAUAGAGUAUAAUGACAUUGAAAGAUGUUUAAAGCACUUUGGAAACCUUUAAGUGCAAGCCAUAAGUGAAAAAGUAAGAUUUCAUGUACAUCAAAAAUUGUCUUGACUUGCUAGGUGUGAAUAUGCUUUAGUCAAAAGUCAGAAGCAGAAGGGACCUUCAGGGUCAAUGUGGAAUAGUCUAAAGCCCACAGGAAGUCUACCUUCAUGCAUGGAGGACCAGACACUGCAAGGGGAGGCCUGGAUAAGUUGUAUAGCAAACCUGCCACUUCAUUUAAGUACCUGAAAGUCUAAAGACAACUGAAUGGCACGUUUGAAUGGACACUGAGGAACCUAUUCAUCUAAUGUUAACAAACUGAACCUAACCUGGCUUCUAAUCCCUACACAGUUGGGGCAGACACUUUUUUUUUAAACAUCAACUGUGUCAGCUACUCCUACCUGAGUAGGACUUUAAUUUCCUUAGGAAAUAAAAUCUGUUCAGUAAAGCACAUCCAUGCUUGUAAUUUUGAGUCCUAAAGACAAAAAGAUGGGUCAGCAAAUGGGGUACAAAGAACUAAGGAGACCUACUGCUGUUUACAUUUGAGUAGAUGGGAAAGAUUUAGAAUUACAUCACUUUCCUUGCCAUUUUAAAAUCUCUGUUUUCCUGUAUCUGUCUACUGGCAGGAAAAUCCUUUAAAACCAUCUGGAGAAUUGUAUGCUUGUUUCAUUAACAAAUUAGGGUAGAAUGUAUGAAUCUGUGUACCCGGAGAAGCCCAGUUGGGAGAUGGGGCUUUGGCAGUGGUGAAAGCAAACACAUAGGGCAUAUCUCUGAAAUGCUUUGACAGGAAAGUGGAUAAACCUAGGAUUGGUGUUACCUGAGAAAGUUGAACUACAGGGCUUAGUAAAAUCAAAGAACUUAAUGCUGAGGAAGCACUGCUAGAAAAUUAAGAAUUUCUGCUUAUGGGAGGUUUUGUGUUUUAUUCUUUGACACUAAAUGAGAUGAAUGAUUAUGACUGUUUUAGAAAUUAUGUAAUUGAUUAUAAAUGCAGUGUUCUGAAUCUUUAUCACACACACCCCCCCAAACAUCCAGAUUUGUAAGGGCAUAUUAUAUGUAUGUCUCCCUUUUAUGAUGUGGAUGGAAUCCAGAAAAGAUAAUUAGAAAAAAUAAUUUUGGUAAAUACUUGUGAGGUAUUAAGGUAUUAAAGCAGUGAAUGCUUUUGAUAAAAUAAAGGACCAUUCUGCAGUAUGAAUCUUUUUUUUUAAUCUUAGUUCCAUUGUGGAAAUUCAAUGGGAAAUAUAUUUCCCCAUAAAAACAAUAGUAAGUAAAUUGGUAGGUAGAUGUUUGUGUACUUAUCUAGGUUUUUGUGGACCUGUUCUGUGACUGAAACAUCUGACCAAACUAAAACAUGACCAUUUCUAUAGGAAAAAAUGUGUUUGUUUCCAGCUUGGGACUCCCAGCCAGGCCUUAUGAACUAUUCCUAUGAAAAGGAAUAUGUAAUUUAGCUGUUUAAAUUUUGGGAACUCUGUCAAUAUGUUUUUUAGUAUAAAUUUUAUUUGUGUUUCCAUCUACAUGUACAGCUAUUAAAAUAUAUUAACAAAAACACAAAAUAACAUGUAAUCUGAAACAAAAGGAAUGUAAAUUACUGUAAAUGUUUUUUAACUUAUUUUCUGAUUGUUAGUCCCACCACCCAAGAUGCAUAUGUACAUUAACUUUAGUUUAAGAAUAUACAUUCGUUCUCUUGUGAAUUCAGUUUUCUUGAAGGAAUGAACACAAAUAUUAACCAGUUAUUAUACUCACAAUAAAUAUAACAAGGAUUUUUUGAAAAAUUUGCUCAUCACCAAAGUCUAAGAUGGCAUGGUAGCAUGUAUUGAUUGACAGCCACAUCUGUUUUUAUAACUGAAAAUGGGGUAUUACAUUAAAAUAAUGCAGCAGUAUUUUGUGAUGUGAGUGACUGAAAGUGUUCUACAAGUAGAGAGGGAUCUAUUCCACAGAUGAGGAAGUGAGCCCAGAGUGAUUGUGAUAUGCCCACCCAGGGUCAAGGUAAUAGAAGAAUAAAGACUAGAACCAAAGUCUUCUGGCCUAGGCCUCUUGUCUCGAUACCUUAAGUUCCAUCUCUGCCACUUAACCACUCUGGGAUAGAAUACUUUUUGCAUCUCUUCUGUUUGUUGUGGCAGUCAAAUGAGAUUAAUGUAUGUGAUUUGUGACCAAAAAAUGCUAUGUAAUCUAUGUUUCAUAUUACAAUGUUUUAUUAGAAUGAA
Messenger RNA from Phascolarctos cinereus (koala), 7019 nucleotides. RefSeq names its product unc-50 inner nuclear membrane RNA binding protein (gene UNC50). Gene Ontology annotation, cellular component: Golgi membrane. NCBI's taxonomy places the organism in Eukaryota, Metazoa, Chordata, Mammalia, Diprotodontia, Phascolarctidae. The record is from RefSeq and is a predicted model, not a curated record.